Oncorhynchus tshawytscha (Chinook salmon) is the source of this 3083-nucleotide messenger RNA. RefSeq names its product dual specificity protein phosphatase 3-like. Gene Ontology annotation, biological process: negative regulation of MAPK cascade; protein dephosphorylation. The transcript has 4 exons. Gene Ontology annotation, molecular function: protein tyrosine/serine/threonine phosphatase activity; MAP kinase phosphatase activity. Gene Ontology annotation, cellular component: cytoplasm. The record is from RefSeq and is a predicted model, not a curated record. Lineage: Eukaryota; Metazoa; Chordata; Actinopteri; Salmoniformes; Salmonidae. The coding region runs from base 103 to 750 and encodes 215 amino acids.
UCCUAUCCCGAGGGUCUGACCCGCUGUGGGCGAGUUGGGGUGUGUCUGCGAACGAAGAGAGCGUACGUUUCAGACACCGUUUCGGAGAGAGAGCCUGGAACCAUGAAAAAAUCGAGCCCGGCAAAGCAGCAACCACCACCAGGUGAAGUCGCCGUGCCAGGGGACGAGGUUACCCUGCAACAACUGAACGAGCUUUUGUCAAACAGCAGCGGAUUUUACAGUUUACCAACACAGCAUUUCAACGAGGUAUUCCCUAGAAUAUACGUUGGUAACGCGUUCGUGGGCCAGAAUCUGAUGCGUCUGCAGAAGCUGGGCGUGACCCACAUCCUGAAUGCGGCGGAAGGCAACUCCUUUAUGCACGUCAACACCAAUGCAGAUUUUUACGCUGGCUCGGGCAUCACCUACCAUGGCAUCCAGGCCAAUGACAAGCCGCAGUUCAACCUCAGUAACUUUUUUGAGGAGGGGGCGGACUUUAUUGAGAAGGCUCUGGCACACAACAAUGGCAAAGGGAAGGUGUAUGUCCACUGCCGAGAGGGCUACAGCCGCUCGCCCACCAUUGUCAUCGCUUACCUCAUGCUGCGCCACAAGCUGGACGCCCGGGUGGCGGUCGCCACAGUGAGGCUCAAGAGAGCGAUCGGCCCCAAUGACGGCUUUCUGCGCCAGCUGUGUCAACUCAACGAGACGCUGGCGAAAGAGGGCAAGUUGAAUGAGGUGAUGCCAGACAAGGUGGCCAAGUUGAAGACCAAAUAAGAGAGCAUGACUUAACGCCUUCGAAAGGCCUGUGCUUCCCUAAGAGCCAACCAGACUCAUUCCACCCCGGCCAGCAACACAUCACUCAGACACACAUGCACACACGUACAUCCACAAUCUGUAACAUGCAUGCAUAUACAUAUAGUGCUGUGAAAUUAUUUGCCCCCUUUCUAAUUUUCUCAACUUUUGUUUAUUUAUUUUUUAUACGGAAUGUUAGCAGAGCUUCAACCUAAGAUUAGAUAACGGGAACCGGAGUGAACAAAGUUAUACAACACCCAAUGCCCCUGUUUGGGGGGAAAAGUAAUUGCCCCCUUUCCUCCUAGGACUUACCCUCUGCAGGUACUAGCCUGCUCGGGCUUACCUUCCGUGACUUACCAAAUAUCCUAAAUCUACGAUCGGUCGUGAUACAAUGGGACUACUGAAUAAGCUCAGGCUUCCUAGGUCCGACUCCUAUAAUUGGUUCAGCCUACGACUCAUCUCCACAAGAUGUCAGAAUGAGUGAUAACGGGUAUAGGAACUGUGCCUACCUUGUUUUUGGUGCCGGCUCCUGUUUCACUGAUUCUGACUCUCUAUUUAGACUAAAUCGUGGUUGACCCUGCUUGCAGCGCCAGCUAUUAGGCUCUACAAUAGAGUAAAGCUCACAGAUAACUAGUAAAGCUCAAACCAAGUUUAUUCACCCACUGGGUCAUACAGCUGCAUAAGACGGUAGUGUUUCCUCCAGCACAAGUAUUUCUAUCCUCCACUUUAGGACGGAGUCUCCUUUUCCCUAAACAUCGUUGUUGGGCGGGAAAGUAAGUGAUCUGGGUAAUAAACGGUUCUUUCUCACUUCAUGUGACCUGACCUCGGGCCCCCAUUUUACCUCUUUAAUCCACAGCUAGCCACCCUUAUCAGUGACCGCAACCAUGCGAUUGCCUUUUCCCUCCCUCACUCAGUAACAUUCCAAGCUCCUGGCUCUUAUCCAACCUCCAUUGACCCUACCAUGUCCAUUCCUCCUACAUAUACCCAUUAACUUCUGGCGUAGCUUUAACAGACGGAUGACCUGACGUUCUCCUGUAGAACCUCAUGCCAACGGGUGAAGCGUGGCGGUGGUAAUGUGAUGGUUUAGGGAUGCUUUGCUGCCUCAGGACCUGGACGACUUGCCUUUUUUUUUAAAUAGAGGGAACCAUGAUUUCUACUUGAAUGUCAGGCCAGCCACUGUAAGCUGAAGCAUCUCUGGGUCAAGCAGCAAGACCAUGAUCCAAAACGCACAAAGUGUCUAAAAAGCGACAUCUAAACUUUAGGAAUGAAUGGCCUAGUCAACGUCCACACCUAAUCCCAAUUUGAGCCGACGUGACAGGACUUGAAAUGAACAAUUCAUGCUUGAACUCCCAAGUGUCUCUGAGUUAAAGCAGUUCUGCAUGCAAGAGUGGGUCAAAAUUCCUCCACAGCGAUGUGAGAGACUGAUCAACAACUACAGGAAGCAUUUGGUUGCGCACAUACGCUAUAGGUGGUACAACCAGUUAUUGAGUGUAAGGGUGCAACACAAGGGAAUUUUUUUUUUUUUUACUUUAAAAAAAAAAAUUGUAUAAUUUAUUAGUAUACUCACGUAUUAGGUUUUGAAGAUCUGAUAAAUCAAAUCAAAUUUUAUUUGUCACAUACACAUGGUUAGCAGAUGUUAGUGCGAGUGUAGCGAAAUGCUUGUGCUUCUAGUUCCGACAAUGCAGUGAUAACGUUCUGUAUCAAAAAUAGGCAAACGUUUUGAAAAUCAAAAAGGGGUUUUCACGGCACUACAUGCAUGCAUGUUGACGGUCACACACACAGUUUGUGUCAGAGAGAGAGUUAGUAUCUGUCACGCUGCUGUCCUCUGUCCUCUCUGCCGGUAUCCUUGGGUACAUCUGUCCCAACAGCAGGGGAGUUAUGUUAGGCAGAGGAGAGAUGGAAGCCUUCUAACCAUGGCUCAGUGCUUUAACGUAUAUUCUGUCACCCAUCUUCUCUCUCUAUAUUCCAAUAACAUACAUGCCACUGCUAGUACAUACAGCCCCAAAGUUAUCCUAGUGUGAGGUUUUGACCUGACCAAUGAAGCAUUCCCUAGACCAUAGGUUUAGAACACUGGACAGCUCUCCCUGUGUGCCACUUUUGGAGCUCUGAGGUACAAAUAAUAGAUUAUAGCACAAUAUUUUCAUAGUAUCCCACUGCCAGGGCUGUCUGACUACAAUGAUGUCAUGACACCAACAAAAUGAUCCCUGACCAGUCUGGAAUGUUUUGACAUUUGGUCUAGUCCAGUGGUUCCCAAACUUUUUAUAGUCCCGUACCCCUUCAAACGUUCAACCUCCAGCUGCGUACCCCCUCUAGCA